CCAGGGUUUGUUUGGCGGUCUCGGCCUUUGGCGUCGUCGUGGCCUCUCGGCGUGUUUGCCGUCGCUAUGAGGAGAAGAUUGAUGCUGUUGCACCGAGGUCUCUCUCUCUGACGGGCGGGAAGGAAGGGAAGAAGAUGUCGGGAAACUACCGGUGGGGAGGCUCCAGCGGCGGCGGCGGCGGGGGCGGCGGAGGCGGCGGCGGCGGCAGCGGCGAGAGUCGCAUUUACGUGGGCAACUUGCCGACCGACGUGCGGAUCCGCGACAUCGAGGACAUCUUCUACAAGUACGGCAAGAUCAGGGACAUCGACCUGAAGAACAACCGCGGCAUCGCGCCCUUCGCCUUCGUGGAGUUUGAGGACCCGAGGGAUGCCCAGGAUGCGGUGUAUGGGAGGAACGGAUAUGACUAUGGAGUCUAUCGUUUGCGGGUGGAGUUCCAGAGAGGGAGAGGCGGGGGAGGAAUUGGUGGAUCCAGAGGAAGGCCAGGACCUCCUGCACGAAGAUCAGAAUUCAGAGUUAUCGUCUCCGGGCUACCUUCCUCCGGCAGCUGGCAAGAUUUGAAAGAUCACAUGCGAGAAGCUGGCGACGUUUGCUACGCAGAUGUUUUGGGAGACGGUACGGGAGUGGUGGAGUUCCUCCGCAAGGAGGACAUGGACUACGCGGUGCGGAAGCUCGACGAUACAAAAUUCCGCUCUCACGAGGGAGAAACAGCUUAUAUUCGAGUGCGUGCAGACAAACCCAGAAGUUCCAGUUACAGCCGAUCAAGAUCAAGGUCUCUUUCAAGAGGUCGUUAUUCUCCUUAUCGUAGCAGAAGCUCCCCUCGGUAUUCACCGAGAUCCCAAUAUAGAUGAGGACUUGCAUAGUCAAAACUGAUUUUCUUUUAACCCACAUUCCAUCACGGCAGUUAGUUUUCUUCGAUUCAAUAUUUCGGGAGAUGCUUUGAAAUAAACUUGUGUUUUCUUUUU
Molecule: messenger RNA, 962 nt
Organism: Callorhinchus milii (elephant shark)
Lineage: Eukaryota; Metazoa; Chordata; Chondrichthyes; Chimaeriformes; Callorhinchidae
Product: serine/arginine-rich splicing factor 1B
Exons: 5
Coding region: 135-848 (237 amino acids)
Cellular component (GO): cytoplasm; ribonucleoprotein complex; nucleus
Molecular function (GO): mRNA binding
Source: RefSeq, a predicted model, not a curated record